AUGAAGCUGACAGCGGCAAGAAGCUUUGUUCAGCAUCGUCUCAUUGCUCAUGCUGCUCGAAGCCCAAGCUCUUGCUGGUUAUCAAGAACGGGUCCAUGUUAUCUCUUGGGCUCAGCAAGCUGGCGUGAGCACAAGGAAGCAGGUUAUUCAACAGAAGCAGGAAGGCCACGUACGGUAUCGACAGUCCAAAAGAAGAAACGACGCGAACUUAUUACACUGGAUGCCACAAAGAUUGUUCCCUCCGGCCAACGCACAUAUGACAUCUCAGGCUACCAAAAACCUUCGUUCAAAGUGACACAGCUGGAUCCGCCUCAGCGUAUCAUCACGUAUUACCUGUACAACGUCAGACCCCUCCCCUUUCCGCCUGGGUCGACGGGAGUGUUCUAUUACCACCCACCUGCCCCUGGUGCUCCGGUUCUCAGCGGCGAGCUACGUUUCAAGCUAUGCAGGGAUCCCGCCUUCUUUCCAACCUCUCCCGACCUCCAGCUCCCUGACAAGACGAAGCCGUGGUCGGUGAACCUAUAUACCUUGGUGACGACACCUUGGUGGCAACCGCUUGGACGGCUGCUCGUUCAUGAGGGGCUCGUGUCGCCUGCUGUGGUCGACACGAUUGCCGCCCUACCGCGGCUGCACUACACCAACGACUCACGGACCUUGUACUCGCUCGACCAGCCGUUCGAAAUUAAUCUAACGCACGUAGGCACAUCGUUUGCGUUGCUCAGCCUAGGGUUCGCUAUGAAUGUAGAGAUUUGCCGACUGUACGUCACAAGGCAGGGCCACGCCCUGCCUUCACGGGCGCGCUUCGAACUUUCCGCCCUCCCCGAACACGCUGCCCAAGGACCGACACUCGUCCUACGAGUCCUGGAGCUGCUGACCCCAAUCGAGUGCCACAUUCCCGGGAUGGUCUCAGAACCUCGGCCUGGAGAAUUACUCUAUAAGCGUAUCCGGAACAAGCAUUACGCAUGGUCUCUACCCCUCGAGAAGCACGCCCUUGCGCCCGCAUUUAGAGAGUUCAUUGGCCUACCCCCCUUGCCCGCGGACAAGCUUCGCGUGAAAGGAUACACCUCCGCCCCACGAUACGUCCUGACACUUCAUCAGGAGAAGAUGGUAUCAAAGGGUCAAGAAAUGCGUGACAUAUCGGGGGGGUCUACCAUCUCUUUCCGAAUCAGAUUGCAGAACGGCACGGAGGGUGUUUUCAAAGCUGGAUGUGAAAAUAUCUCCUCGAAGCUGGCGCCAUUCCCAGCCAGCAGCAAGGGAGCGUUGUAUUACCGCCGGCCGUCAUCAGGACAGCCCAUUCUGAGUGGCCAGCUUCGUUUUCGCCUCUGCGAAGACGCAGCAACCUUCGAAAAAGGUUCUGACCUCCUCGCCCCCAAUGGUGUGGAGCCCUGGAAUAUACCCCUCCCCCGUUUCGCCAAGAUCGGUCGGAAGGAACCUCCGUUGAACCCGAUCCUGGAAGAAGGUCUCGUCGAAGAGGAGGUUGUAGAUAAGAUUGCAAAGCUGCACUACGCCAACGUCGGCAGGAGGUCGCGCCUUCUGCAUGCCCUUGACUGGCCUUUCGUGAUUGAUCUAUCUGCAACGAGGAUUCGUCUCGGACUCAUCAACCCCUCUAUGUUCGAACUUGUCGAUAUAGUCGAUGUAUUUCGGAUGCACUACGUACCACCUUACUAUGCGGGUCUCGCGAAUGUGCGCUUUGAGCUCUCGACGCUGCCUGAGCAUGCAGGCUCGCAGGUUCUCGUCUUGAGAAUCUUGGAGUUGUGCGAGCCUGUUCGACGCCUCAUCCUAAAUGCUGAGGACAAGAUGCCCGUACCUCAGGCAGGGGCUCUGUUGCACAGAACUUACCGUGGCGGUCAGCCCAAGCUGUGGACAUACAAUCUGGAGAAGCGGGCCGGUGGGGACGCUUUCCAGCGCUUCAUAGCGACGUGUGAGAAGUCAUAG
Molecule: messenger RNA, 1935 nt
Organism: Cyclocybe aegerita
Lineage: Eukaryota; Fungi; Basidiomycota; Agaricomycetes; Agaricales; Hemipholiotaceae
Source: the annotation of a GenBank genome assembly